AUGAGCAGGGUGGGUGUCUCAGCGAAGGCAGCGCGCACGGAGGCCCUGCGACUGUACCGAGACGUGCUGCGGGCAUGCCGCCUUUUCGACACCACCCGCAAUGAGCAGGGGCAACUCAUGAGCGACGUGCUGCGCACAAGUGCCCGGAAGGAGUUCGAGGGCGCACGCGAGGAGCGUGACCCCGAGACGGUGGCGCGCAUGAUCAUCACCGGUCGCGACUGCGUCAUGCAGAUACACGACAUGGUGGCAAAGAGGCAGCAUGAGCUCAUGACCGGAGAGAAGGAGCCACCAGCCACGCAGUGA
Molecule: messenger RNA, 303 nt
Organism: Acanthamoeba castellanii str. Neff
Lineage: Eukaryota; Discosea; Longamoebia; Acanthamoebidae
Product: complex 1 protein (lyr family) protein
Exons: 3
Coding region: 1-303 (100 amino acids)
Biological process (GO): mitochondrial respiratory chain complex III assembly
Source: RefSeq, a predicted model, not a curated record